Molecule: messenger RNA, 1739 nt
Organism: Hypomesus transpacificus
Lineage: Eukaryota; Metazoa; Chordata; Actinopteri; Osmeriformes; Osmeridae
Gene: mvb12a
Product: multivesicular body subunit 12A
Exons: 10
Coding region: 148-993 (281 amino acids)
Biological process (GO): viral budding; regulation of epidermal growth factor receptor signaling pathway; virus maturation
Cellular component (GO): cytosol; ESCRT I complex
Source: RefSeq, a predicted model, not a curated record
GAUGGGAAUUGUGGUUGUUAGGGAAUUUGCACUUCCUGGUUUGACGAGAAGAAAAAGCAGAAGUUAUUUUCGUCUCUAAAAAGUUGUUUUCAACUAAGUUGUGUACCCGUCCGGUGUUUAGGUAGCACCAACGUCGCCAUAGACGGGAUGUCUCUGAUGGAGUCUCCUCCCGCGAGGCCGAUCACAGCUGUGGCCUGGAGCUCCAACACCUCCACCUGUCCUCGAGACUUCACCCUGAUAAGUAUAGCAGAGGAUGGAGCACCAGCUAACUUCUCUCGUGGAAUCAUGAAGUCUAGUUACUUCCUUUGUUACAGCAAGGAGACUUCAGGGGGGCUGGUGGUGUGUGAUAUUCAGGUAAUCUCAGACAAGGAGCCUCUUCCUCAUGGUUACUGCUACAUCCCUGAACACAUGGAGCCCAAGGCAUCUGUGUUUAAGAAGAAGCGUGUGUGUGUCUAUCUGGUCCCACUGGCCAGCGUGCACACAGCCGUACUGGACCUCCGCCUGACCGCCAAGAGCAGAAUGAUGCUGCAGCACUACACCUGCGCAGGGGACAUGAAUGGUUAUGUGUUGUGGUGUAAGAAGGGGCCGUUCAGAAUCCCUGCUCCCCAGGCCAAGCCUCGCUCCCUCAGCCUCGACGUCCGGCAGCUGUCUCUGGACCCCCCGGCCUUGCCCCUGCGCCCCAGCAACGCCCCGCCCCUGCCCCCUGGGAAGAUCAGCCGUCGUCGUGGCACCCUGCAAUCAGACGCCUCGGUGGAGAAAGAUGGCGACAGUGGCCACAUCUAUGGCUACACAGCCAUAGAUGGGGUCCCAUUCUCUCUGCACCCCAGGUUUGAGACCCAGACUGGCAACAUGAACUCUACAAACACUCAACUGACCAACAUUCGUAUCAAGUCUGUACAGGACAUUGAAAAUGAGUACAACUAUCCGUUCACUGUGGAGGAGACCACCGCCAGGAGGACACACCCCUCUCUCUCUACAGGAAGUACAUCAUAGGCCCUGACCCCUGACCCCCUGCUCAGCCAGCCUGCUCCUUGUCCUUCUACUCCCCCCUCGCCUUCUCUCCUCUGCUCUCCUCCUCUUCCUCCUGAUGCACUGUCAGACAGACCUCUGAUGAGGAUGAUGACAGUGCUGUCAUACUUACAUAACAGAAUUAUGAAAGUAAGCAGUUAAACAGAAAUGUUAUAUAUUUAAACAUUGCGACCUGCCAGACAUUCUAUUUAAACAUUCCAUCCUGCCAGACAUUCUAUUUAAACAUUCCAUACUGGCAGACAUUCUAUUUAAACAUUCCAUACUGCCAGAUGUUCUACAUGUUCAGACUACUGCUGAGAACUACCUUGUACUUGAAUGCUUGUAGUUGUGCAUGAGUCUGCAAGCAUAUUUACUUGUGAAAGUACCAUAGUAUAAACAAAAUUCACAACACAACUGCAGAGUCUCAGACCAAUUUAAACUGUUCUCUACAUCGUAGAUUUUUAUUUUAAGAAGACAACCCGUUCUUGUUGUACAGAACCCAUUUUGUGUUUCAGACCUAACGUUACUGCUCGCUACUGGAACUUGUUGACAUAGGUUGUGCAUUUGACGUAUGUGAUGCGUGCAUAGUGAAUUGAAGUGGGCUAUUCAAGUUAAGGUGGAAAUGUCAGUAGGUCUUUUGUGCCAAGCGUAACUAUUGGUGUUUCGGUCAUGAUGAUUCUGACAAUGUAAAAAAAAGUCAUGAUGAAUUAAAGGCAACAUGUAAAUUGAAA